Molecule: messenger RNA, 1027 nt
Organism: Talaromyces proteolyticus
Lineage: Eukaryota; Fungi; Ascomycota; Eurotiomycetes; Eurotiales; Trichocomaceae
Exons: 3
Coding region: 1-651 (216 amino acids)
Source: RefSeq, a predicted model, not a curated record
AUGGCGUCUGUAUCAACUUCUUCCCUAACCAUAUAUCCGCCAUCCCAUGCUUCAGAUGAACAGGAGUCGGUUUAUCUUUCCAAAACCCGAACCCUUCACUGGGUUCGUCUCGGUAUUGCUGCCACUAUCCUUAUUGCUGCCGCUGCGGUCAUUGGUUGCGAAAGUGCUCCUCUACACCGCUAUCAUGAAACCGCAAAGUACUCGACCGUGUGGCUACCUCUUUGGCCAUUGAAUCUAGAUAUCCGUCAGACCAAUGCCCUUGUAGCAUGUGGUGCUAUUAUCGCCUUUCAAGCAAUUAUAUACAUUGUUGCUUCAGUUUUGCCUUCGCCUCGUCCUCGCGCACGUCUUCUCAAUUUCCUUGCCGCUGCUAUCGCCAUAACUGGAUUGAUCACCGCUACGAUCGGCUGGCAAUCUCUUGGCAGCGUGAACGGGACUACCUCAAGUGGUCAAUCCUUAACCGCACCGACAGACUUUUCGCGCAUGUGUGUGGAGAGUCGUGCAGGUUUUGUCCUUCUCGGCUUACUUAUUGGUCUAGAGAUUAUCAUGGGCUUCGCUGCUGUCGCAGGGUACUGGCUUGAGCGUGCAGUCGUAAGGCAGCGCAAGAUGUACAACCUUGAGGCUAAUCAGUUUGUCAUGGAGCCUAAGCAGUGAGAUACGGGGCAUCACAUGUUUGACGUUUUAUCGUUAAAGUACCUGUUGUCGGACGGCUGAGUGAAUUGAUGUGAAUAGGCGACAAACAAUGGAGCGAAAGGGCGAUCUAUGUGGGAUAUGUUUCGUAUGAUACGCCUGUAUUUGAAUGAUAUAAUGAUAGGAUGCUCUAUUGGGAAUGCAUGUAUAAUGGUUUUUAAGGUUAUAACGAGGUUUUUGGUAUUAUUUGCGCUUCAGCAAUGUUUCCACUCACAUUCAAAACCCCCCUGUUGGUUUUGACCUGUAGCUCAGCUGAAUCUGUGCCCUGUAUUUGGUCAUUCAAAAUCCUGAUGGUGACAAAUGAAUAUCUAGAAAUUUGGAAAUGACAAAGGCUUUGAAC